AUUCGGUACAUGUAUGUAUGCAUAUGCAAGUGCAUGUGGCUGACAUGCAAAGCCAAUUGCUUUUAAAUUUUUGCUACCUUGCAUGCAAUAAGGACUUUGCAAACUUCAUUAGCCAAUACUAGCCUCUUGAACAUCAUCAACAAGCAAUUAAAAUUGAAAGGAAAAGGUAGAUAAAAUUAAGUACACAAUUAAUAGAGAAUAAAAGACUUUUAACUCAAAUAGCAGAUAAACACAAAAGCUAUUUUGCAUUACUUGUGAUUAGAGUACGAAUAUUCCCUUAGUGUAAUGAUGUAGGACUUAUUGCUAAAGAGUUAUACAUUUCCAAUGAAAUUAAUCACCACUGCUUUUAUAUCUAAUUAUAUAUUUAUGGUUUUAUGUCUAUUGACAUUUAAAAUCAAAAUAAUAAUAGAUGGUAAAGACACGAAAUUUUGUGGAGGGAGAUAGUAGCUUAGCAACAAAAGCUGUUUGGGAUGAUGAGUUGACGUUGAUAUUUUGUGAACUUUGCGUGAAUGAAGUCAAUGCUGGCAAUAGACCGACAACUCAUCUAAACUCAAAAGGAUGGGAAAAUGUCAUUGCUCUUUUUCAAGCAAAAACACAAAAAAAUUAUGGAAAACCUCAAUUGAAAAAUAAGUGGGAUACAUUAAAAAAGGAAUGGAGGUUAUGGAGGGAGUUGCUUAAGGAAUCUACAGGUAUUGGAUGGUGUCCAUCUAAAAAGACGGUCGAUGCUACCGAAGAAUGGUGGGCUGUAAAAAUACAAGAAAAUCCUGAUUUUAAAGGAUUUAAGAAGAAAGGAAUUGAGCCACGAUUGAAUGAGUUAAUGUGGCAAAUGUUUGGUGGCAUUGUAGCCACUGGAGAGAACGCAUGGGCACCUUCGUCUGGUGUUCUUCCAAGUGGGGUUCCUAUGGGAGAUGAUGCACCAUAUGAGGGAUUUGGUGAUUCAGAUGAACAUAGUAACGAGAAUGAAGGUAUUCCCCGAUGA
Gossypium raimondii (Peruvian cotton) is the source of this 979-nucleotide messenger RNA. Its product is annotated as L10-interacting MYB domain-containing protein. The record is from RefSeq and is a predicted model, not a curated record. Lineage: Eukaryota; Viridiplantae; Streptophyta; Magnoliopsida; Malvales; Malvaceae. Bases 410 to 979 code for a protein of 189 amino acids. The transcript has 2 exons.